Messenger RNA from Tachysurus vachellii, 2029 nucleotides. It is a transcript of the gene atp6v1c1b, whose product is annotated as ATPase H+ transporting V1 subunit C1b. The record is from RefSeq and is a predicted model, not a curated record. The transcript is spliced from 14 exons. Bases 233 to 1378 code for a protein of 381 amino acids. Gene Ontology annotation, molecular function: proton-transporting ATPase activity, rotational mechanism. Lineage: Eukaryota; Metazoa; Chordata; Actinopteri; Siluriformes; Bagridae. Gene Ontology annotation, cellular component: lysosomal membrane; vacuolar proton-transporting V-type ATPase, V1 domain. Gene Ontology annotation, biological process: proton transmembrane transport.
CUAUGACUCCAGCUGCUGGGAAAGAAGCUACUCUGUGAAAUCAAACCUUAUGAACGGCACAAGUUGUUUAUUUUAAGUAUUAAACGUUGUCAUUAGUAUUGUUUUUGUUUAUUAACAUAACGCAGCAUGCUGUAUUAAAGUGACGUCUGUAACCGGUUUGGAUUCUGUGAAGAUUCUGCGAAGUAAAUUUUAAUACGGUCCAGUGGCUUGGUGUACUGUCUGAAGUAGAGUUAUGGCAGAGUUCUGGUUGAUAUCUGCUCCCGGUGAGAAGACAUGUCAGCAGACAUGGGACAGGAUGAAUGCGGCCACCAGUCAUGCCAACAAUUUGUCCACCAACAGCAAGUUCAUUAUUCCAGACCUUAAGGUGGGAACACUGGAUGUGCUUGUCGGUCUGUCUGAUGAGCUCGCCAAACUGGACUCAUUUGUGGAAAGUGUGGUGAAGAAAGUAGCCCACUACAUGGCUGAUGUUUUAGAAGACAGCAGAGACAAAGUCAUGGAAAAUCUUUUAGCCAGCGGUGUUGAUUUGGUGACUUACCUCACAAGGUUCCAGUGGGAUAUGGCCAAGUAUCCGAUCAAACAGUCCCUGAAGAAUAUCUCGGAAAUCAUCUCAAAACAAGUGACUCAAAUAGAUAACGACCUGAAAGCCAGAGCUUCAGCAUACAACAGUAUAAAAGGCAACCUGCAGAACCUGGAGAGAAAGAAUGUGGGGAGUCUACUGACAAGGAGUUUAGCUGACCUUGUGAAGAAAGAGGAUUUCGUGCUGGACUCUGAAUAUCUCACUACUCUGAUUGUAGUUGUUCCAAAAACAGGUUAUGCUGACUGGGAGAAGUCGUAUGAAACCCUCUCUGAAAUGGUGGUUCCACGAUCUUCAAAAUUGCUUUUUGAAGACCAGGACAGCGGGCUCUUCAGCGUCACCCUCUUUCAAAAGGCGAUAGAUGACUUCAGACUCAAGGCCAGGGAAAAUAAGUUCAUUGUGCGUGACUUCCAGUACAACGAAGUUGAGCUGAAGGCUGACAAAGAGGAGAUGACACGGCUCUCCACAGACAAGAAGAAACAGUUUGGGCCGCUGGUACGAUGGCUGAAGGUGAAUUUUAGUGAAGCAUUCAUCGCUUGGAUACACAUCAAGGCUCUCCGGGUUUUUACUGAAUCAGUUUUGAGGUAUGGAUUGCCAGUGAAUUUUCAGGCUAUGCUUCUGCAGCCCAAUAAGAAAAACACAAAAAAACUGCAAGAGGUCCUCCAUGAGCUUUACAAGCAUCUGGACAGCAGUGCCGCCAUUAUUGAUGCCUCCAUGGAUAUACCUGGUCUGAACCUGAGCCAACAGGAAUAUUACCCCUACGUAUAUUACAAGAUUGACUGCAGAUUUCUUGAUUUAAAAUAAAACUACAUCAUGUUUGACACCGCUGAGAAUUUCAGCUUCAAGGGAAUGAUUCAGAAAUUUUGAGCUAAGUGUGAUUUUUUUUUUUUUUUUUUGUUCAUUCUUACUUAUUAGAUGUCGGUGCUAUUCACUUUUAUGUAAGUCGGUCAUUUUUGAAACCAUAAUUCAGACAUUUAAAGAGAUUUUUUUUAUUUAUUAUUUAAUUUGAAACAAAUUUGGAAAUAAUUAAAUGGACUCCAAUUUAUCAAAAAACUCUUUUGGCUUAAAAAUUCUAAACCAUUCCUUUCAUUUCUGAAUCAUAUUUUCUCUUUGUUACCUUUCUCCUACCCAGUGUAAAUGUUAAUAAUUAAAUCCAGAGAUUUGGUCAUUUUCUUGCAUGUGUGGUGAUUUAUAAUUGGCACACGUUUAUACACUGGAAAAAUAUCAGACUUAACAUUAACGAGACGUUUUAUCUACACAGAGUUCCACAAUUCCCUGUAACGCUGCUGUUCAUGGUAUUGCCAUUUGUGCUUUUUGCUACAAAUGUAUGUUUAUAGAUUCUGUAAUUGUGGUUUUGUCAUUAUGAGGCUAUAUUUGUAAUUUUUGAGAUUUGCCACUUAAAGAAAAUUUUCUUAAUGUGCUUUAUUAAAACAUCAAUAAAUGUUUGUAAAUCUA